UUUACUGUAGUUUGUUUAGCGAUCUUGGUUUUUUGCAUUUUUAUCUUAGAUUUAAAAUUUAAUACUCAUUCAACCAUGGAGGACAAAAUAAAAAUAAGUGCCAUGAAAGUGUGUAGAGUGUGCCUAAAUGAAUCUAGUAACAUGAUAUCACUGUUUGACAAAAUCAGUGGAGAGACGACUAUAUUAGAAAUGAUGAAUUUUGUCACAAAUAUCGACGUAAAAAUGGGUAUCCGCUGGCCAAGGCAGGUAUGUGGUGAUUGCAAAACUAAAAUACUCACAGCUAACGAUAUAAAAAAGCGGUGUAUUGAAUCUGAAACAAUAUUGGACCAAUUCUUAGAAGUCUGUGACCAAGUAAUGGGCGAAAUACAAGAAACUCAAGAAAGUCCGGUUAAAGUUGAGCUUUUCGGCCCUACAGAGCCUUUUAAGAAAGACCCUACAUAUUCUGACCUCCCAAUGUUAAUAGAACCAGUUUUCACUGCCAGCGAUGUAAAAAAUGACAAUAUAAAAGUUGAAUUAACUGAUUUUAAUAUGUCCAAUGAUAGCUAUGAUGAUCAUUUUGACUCAGAAGAGAAACAUGAAUUUAUCUCAGACUCCAAUCAUGAACCUCAAUCAAUGACAAACCAAUUAGAUAGUACAGAAGAUAAAACAAAUAAAUAUAACUGUUCAAAAUGCGACAUGAGUUUUCCCACAUUAAAACAACGUAGAAGUCACCAGAAAACGCAUAAAAAAGAUGGAGAAAAGCUUGGCAAUUACGAAUGCACAUACUGUUUCCGUAAGUUUUUGAGAAAGUCUUCGUUAUCAACACAUAUGAAUGUACACGAUGCGAAAGACAAGAUUAAAUUCACUUGUGUUACUUGCAAACGAGAGUUUAAACAUCAAGCAUUUUUAGACAACCACAUACGGUCCGUACAUCCAAAAAAAGGAGGAUUUACAUGUCAACACUGCGGAAUUAGUUUCGAAACACAAGAGCUGUUAAGCAACCAUGAAAAAACACAUAAAAUUACUAAAAAGCACGAGUGCAAGUUGUGUAAUAAGUCUUUCGUAAUGUUGUCAACUUUAAAUGAUCAUAUAAGGACGCAUACUGGUGAGAAACCAUUUUUGUGUUCGAUAUGCGGAAGGGGUUUCAGUCAGAAUACGAAUUUGGCUCAGCAUGUACGUAGACACCAAGGGCUGAAGCCGUUCAAAUGUGAUGAAUGUAAACGCAGCUUCGUGUCGAAAGGCGAAUUGGACGCUCACAAGCGAAAACACACAGGCGCCCAUCCCUUCGUUUGCGACGAAUGCGGCAACGGUUUCACCACGUCCAGCUCCCUAGUCAAACACCGUCGUAUACACACGGGUGAGAAACCCUACGCCUGUGACUUGUGCCCGAACAAAUUCACCGCUCUGAGCACACUGAAGAACCAUAGAAGGACGCAUACGGGUGAGAAACCUUACCAAUGUUCGCAUUGUGAGAAAGCUUUCGUGCAACGGAACGAUUUGAUUUCUCAUAUAAGAUGCCACACUGGAGAGAGGCCUUAUGUGUGCUCGCAGUGUGGACAGUCCUUUAGGAAGGCGGCCGGUUUGAAGACUCACGUUAAAAUGCAUAGUAAGGAUACGGUGCAAAGGGAGUUGUUGGUACAGGGUGUUAAUAUUUUGUUGAUGCCUGAGAAUAGCUAGAUUUAUACCUUGAAUUGAAAGUUUUUUUGAAAAUGGGACGGUAUGUGUGUAGCUUAAUCAAGUUUGCAUAUAGAUUCGUUUGACGGCCUCUGUGGCGCAGCGGUAGUGCGCUUGUCUGUGACACCCGGGGUUCUGUUUUCGAAUCCCGGGCAAGAAACGAACUUUCUCUGAUUGUCCUGGGUCUUGGAUGUUUAUCUAUAUAAGUAUUUAUUAUCAAAUAUAGUAUCGUUGAGUUAGUGUUUUGUAACACAAGUUUCAAAGUUACUUCGAGGCUAACUCAAUCUGUGUUAUUUGUCCCGUAUAUGUUUAUUUAUACAUCACAAGUCUAUUGUUGGGUAGACAGAGCCAAUAGUCUGAAGAAGACUAAAGGUCACAUUGAGCUGGAUGUCUAAGAUUCAUUCAUUCAUAUAAUCACGUCUAUAUCCUUUGCGGUGUAGACAGAGCCAGCAGUCUUGAAAGACUGACAGGCCGCGUUCUAAGAUAGUAGGUAGCUAAGAUAGUGACAAAUUUCUACAUCCCCAAAAAAGAUGCAACAGGGACAAAUAACAAGAGACUGAUAAUUAUUUUACUAAUUAAUUUAUUUAUGUCUUUACAUCAUAUUAAUUUUAUCGUUUUAUUAUAUUAAAAAAAAAUCGACUUCAUGAACUUUUUUUCAUAAUGA
Molecule: messenger RNA, 2317 nt
Organism: Amyelois transitella
Lineage: Eukaryota; Metazoa; Arthropoda; Insecta; Lepidoptera; Pyralidae
Product: zinc finger protein OZF
Exons: 2
Coding region: 76-1656 (526 amino acids)
Biological process (GO): regulation of transcription by RNA polymerase II
Cellular component (GO): nucleus
Molecular function (GO): zinc ion binding; RNA polymerase II cis-regulatory region sequence-specific DNA binding; DNA-binding transcription factor activity
Source: RefSeq, a predicted model, not a curated record